Messenger RNA from Bipolaris oryzae ATCC 44560, 210 nucleotides. RefSeq lists its product as uncharacterized. The annotation marks the transcript as partial. The transcript has a single exon. Lineage: Eukaryota; Fungi; Ascomycota; Dothideomycetes; Pleosporales; Pleosporaceae. The record is from RefSeq and is a predicted model, not a curated record.
CCAGCUCAUCACCCUCCACCGGCGCCGCCGCCACGGCCAAUUCGUCCCGAAAGAACCACAGUAUCACCCCCAUCCACUCCUCGCUCUCGUAAGUCACACAAUUGCCGUUUUGAUCUGUACUGUCAAAAUAUAUGGAUUCUGACAGCCGUAGCUCACUCCGGAAACGAACACCAAACUCCCUCUGCUCCUCGGUUGGAUGCAGGGCAGUGA